CGGAAUCAUCAAAAGAUGUCUUCGUGUCUAAGAGGCGGCGGAAGAACCUAUGCCUUCGAGCUUGACAUAGUCAAAUCGCCGUCCACAUCAACCUUCACCUCCACCUCUUCUCCGUCCUCAACUCUCUCGGAAUCCAGCAACUCCGGCCUCGCAAUAUCGACGAGAAAACCUCGUACCCCUCGAAAACGGCCAAACCAAACAUACAACGAAGCCGCCGCAUUGCUCUCCACAGCGUACCCCAACAUCUUCUCUUCCAAGAACUUCACAAAUCCCAGAAAAUUCACUAAACCCCACGACUCUUUCUUCGACCAAUCCACAGAAUUGCUCCUGCCCUUCAGAGUCAUCGAAGCCGAAAAUGCCGGGUUCUUGCUCCACCUCCCAAUCCGGGAAAAACCCAGUUCCCAAUUCGAGCCCAAGUCCCUGAAUUCGUUCGAGAAACCGUGCCGGAGUCCCGGGGAAUUCGAUUCCCAGCCGAAUUGCAAUUCCGAUUCCAUGGAGUUGUGCGACGUGUACAAUUUUCAAGAGGAAGACUUCGAUGCGGAGUCGAUUCUCGACGAGGAAAUUGAAGAGGGGAUUGAUAGCAUCAUGGGAAGUAUGAGUGUGAACAUGGACUUGGAGGAUGAGUCUACAAAUGGAGGUGCGCAAAUGAAUAAUUCAAAUCCGAACUGGAAUUCCUGUUAUGGGUACCCAAUGGGGCUCGGAUUUGGCGGGAAAUUCGAAUUCGGGUUCGGGUCGAGAAGAGGAGUGAAGCCGUUGAGGCACGUCGAUAAUGGGAACUGGUGGAGUUUUCCCACCGUCGAUGUUCUCGAAAUCUCGCCCAGAUUCAACAAAUCUCAGUCGUGUUCCGCCCCGGCUCCAGCCGCGGCCACAGCCGGGAAGAAGAAGAAGAAGAAGGUGGAGAAGCUGUCGGUGUUGGAAACGAGAACCGCGGCGGAAUUGCCGAAGGAGGCGAAUCCGAUUCCGAAGUCCCCGGCGGAGGAGGAGCCCGGGCUGAUGCUAAAACUGGACUACGACGACGUUUUGAAUGCUUGGUCGGACAAAGCGUCGCCGUUUUCGGAGGAAAUGCCGGGAUCUGAUGCAGCGGCGGGGAAUGAUGUAUCUGCCAGGUUGGCGCAUAUUGAUUUAUUCUCGGAUGUCGGAGGACUGAGGGAGGCUAGCGUGUUGCGCUACAAGGAGAAACGUCGUACCCGUCUCUACUCUAAAAAGAUCAGAUACCAAGUCAGAAAAGCCAAUGCCGAUCGACGACCUAGAAUGAAGGGAAGAUUUGUUAGAAGGCCACAUUCUAGCACAAACGUUCAAAGACAAAAGGAAAUAUGAUGAUUUUCCCCUUGGAUCAUGGCCAUAGGACACUUUCUGGCCCCCUCUUUCUCUUUCUACCCUUUUCCCUUUGUUUUGUUAAUUAAUUAAGUAAUUAGUUCUCCUGUUUUGUUAAUUAUUUUGACUUUUAUGUUUCUCACACUAGCAAAGAAGCCAAAGAGAUGAAGACUAGACUAGUUACUUUUUAAUGGGUAAAGAGAUUUUGUUGUAGGAGGCCCAAGUAGCACAUAAAUCAAGUUAUUUUAGUUGAAAUU
Pyrus x bretschneideri (Chinese white pear) is the source of this 1571-nucleotide messenger RNA. RefSeq names its product protein CHLOROPLAST IMPORT APPARATUS 2-like. The record is from RefSeq and is a predicted model, not a curated record. Gene Ontology annotation, molecular function: protein binding. Gene Ontology annotation, cellular component: nucleus. The transcript has 3 exons. NCBI's taxonomy places the organism in Eukaryota, Viridiplantae, Streptophyta, Magnoliopsida, Rosales, Rosaceae. The coding region runs from base 16 to 1317 and encodes 433 amino acids. Gene Ontology annotation, biological process: regulation of DNA-templated transcription.